UUCGUUCAAUUAGAUCACUUCCCGUUGCUAUAGCAACAAAUAAAUCAAAAUGGCGGAAGGUGGUGAAGUAAGCCAAGAUCCUGUAAUGGAAGAUUCCCAGGAAAAACAGACAGAAAUUGAGCCAGUGGAGGCUAAAAUUGAUGAAGCAAGCACUAAUGAUACUAGUAAUGGAGAGAAGGAGGUAACUGAAGAGCCUCAAGAAGAAUUCAAACCUUCAACUGAUAAAGAGGAUCAAGGAGAGAAAGAAGCAGAACCUGUUACUGAUACACCUGCUAACGAACCAACGGGAGAAGAACCAGGACUGGAGCCUGCCACAAAUAAUACUGGGGAUGAGUCUACUACCAAUGAUGAUCCUACAGCUAAUAAGGAUAAUGUUCCUAUGACUGCUAAUGAUGGUUCUACUGCUAAUAAUACUGAUGGUGCAAAUGUUGAUGAGCUUACUGCAGCUAAUGAUGAUCCUACUGCAGCUAAUGAUGGUCCUACUCCAGUUAAUGAUGGCCCUACUCCAGCUAAUGAUGGCCCUACUCCAGUUAAUGAUGGCCCUACUCCAGCUAAUGAUGGCCCUACUCCAGCUAAUGAUGGUCCUACUCCAGCUAAUGAUGGCCCUACUCCAGCUAAUGAUGGCCCUACUCCAGCUAAUGAUGGUCCUACUCCAGCUAAUGAUGGUCCUACUCCAGUUAAUGAUGGCCCUACUCCAGCUAAUGAUGGCCCUACUCCAGCUAAUGAUGGUCCUACUCCAGCUAAUGGUGGCCCUACUCCAGCUAAUGAUGGUCCUACUGCAGUAGAUGAAGAAGGAGAGGAACAGUCUGAACUGGAGCAACAAUUGAAAGAGCCCAACUCAAACAAGGGCACAAAACAAAACAAAGAAGAAGAAGAAGAACCAUCAACAGAUAAACCAAAUGAGCCCUCACCUCCUCCUCCUCCUCCUGAAGAAAAAGAGAAACAAAGUGAAGAGAAACCAAGUGAUGGUGUUGUUGUACUCCCUCCUGCUCCUCCACCCACUGCUUCUAAGUCGUCUGAUGAAAACCCAGCAAUACCCGGAGAAGGAGAGGUAGAGGAUGAUAAGAAUGAAGAAGGAGGAAUGAUUGAGAUAAUGGAGCUGCCAUUAGAGAAGCUAAAAGUAUCAGAGGAUGAAGAGAAGAGCCUAUUAGAGACUGCUGUACCUGGACAGACUUUUGAUACACCAACUCCUUUAUCAAACCAACCACUAUCACUUACAUGGUCGUAUGGUUUCAAUCACAAUGUACCAGUUCAUAACAUUUCUACUGACGACAAAAAGAUGAUAUUCUACACUUGCAGUCACACUGGGAUUAUUUAUGAUUGUAAGAGGCACAGACAGUUCUUACUGCAAGGACACGGUCACCCAAUAACCUGCACUGCAGUGAGUGGUGACAGGAGGUGGCUGGCCACUGCUGAUGUUGGAGCAGACCCACUCAUCAUCAUUUGGGACUCAUACUCUGGUAUACCAGUUCGGACGUUUUACAAUAAUUUGGGUCAAGGUGUUGUGGGUGUGGCCAUGUCACAGGAUGCCCGUUACCUAGCAACCAUUGGGUGUCAGAUUCCUCAGGUCGUCAGUGUCUGGGACUGGACCAAUGAGAGAGAGACUCCGGUGCAAUCGGUCACACUCAACCCGGACUACGGUAUACAGACAUACAUCACAUUUAGUCAUAAUGACUCAUCGCUCCUUGCAUCAAACAGUGACGAUCAAGUCAUCUUUUAUAAAUGGACUGCCAAAGGUCUUUCUGUAUGCACUACUCCGGUUAGCGACAGGGAUUUCAAUAAAUCCGUGGGUCUUUUAUCACAGACUGUGUUCCUACCUGAUGGGUCCAACCAUUGGGCUCUGACUGGUACCUCUGAAGGAUGUGCUGUUGUGUGGGAAACUAGCGGACUAUACCACAAUCAGGAGAUGAGACCCCUUAGCGAGCUGAGACUUGAAAAGAAGAAACCGGUCCGACUGAUGAAACUACAUGAUUACCCAGUCACUGCCAUCACCACCAUAAACCAUGAUCCUUGUCGAUGUAUUGUCACUGGGGAUAGCAUUGGACAUGUUAAGUUUUUUGAUAAAAAUCUAAAGCUGCUAUACUGGUAUACUGAUUUGUGUACUGGUCCUAUUGCAUCAGUGUCGUUUGCUUAUUCCAUCAAACUAAUGACCAGUUCUUCUAUAACAUCUCUAUCAGGUUAUCCUAAUCAAAGUUUACUGGCUGAUGGUGUCAAGCUAGUCAUUCCUGAUUUCACUAUAAGCACGUCUGUAUCCUCCAUCAUCCACCUCUCAACUAACGGAAGGAUAAGAGAUGUUAUCCUUGAAGAUCAUGACUCUACAGUCUCUGCACUAUCAGCUCAUCCUUCCCAACCUCUGCUCCUGGUAGGGAGCUACAGCAGGAAACUGAAACUAUGGAACUACUCUACCAAGAAGGUAGUAAUGUCAAGACAGUUAUCAGAUCAGUUACUAGUUCAGUGCAUGAGUUAUGAUCCUAGAGGAGAAUGUGUAGGCAUUGGGUUUACUGGCGGAGAGGUCCUUGUUGUUGAUUCAGUCACUCUUCAUGAUGUCAGUGAGAUAUUUCAUUAUUCUAAGGACACCGUUACUUUACUGACCUUCUCAAAUGACUCUCGCUAUAUGGCUAUUGCUGAUUUAGACCACACUGUUACACUCUAUGUCUCUUCCAAUACUCCCAAAGGAAGGCGUUGGUCAUUUCUUGCAAGGCAUAAGGCCCACUAUAAAAAAAUUGAAGCCAUUUUAUUUGGGGUUUUCCCCGAUUCUGGUGAGCCACGCCUUUUUUCUCUUGGAUCUGACAGGAAGCUGGUUGAGUAUGAUCUCUGUAAUUCCAGCGAAGACAACCUUCAGUUGCUUAGCAUUGAUAGAAUAGAGCAGACUGCCACACCCACCUCUAUAACCUGGUGCCCGCCUCUUUCUGUAGAGUCGUUUGUGAUAACAGCUAAUGACGAAUACAAGAUAAAGCUUUACAAUUCUACCACAAAAAUGUGUCGCAAAACUCUACUAGGCCCUACAUUUGGUAGCCCAAUAAGAAAGAUGAUAGUACUGCCAAAGGGAGCCGAUACAACUCAAGAGACAGUAAUAGAUGAUAGAAGAUACCUUGUAUACAUCACCAAUGAUAAAGUGGGUCUGUUGAUAUUACCUCAUGACGGUAAUCCAUACAACAGCAUAUGUCUAACUGCUCAUCCUGAACAGAUCAGUGAUGUUGCUGUAGCAUAUGAUGGUAGCUGCGUGUUCACUGCUGGGGGAAAGGAUUGUGUAGUGAACCAAUGGAACAUCAAUACAGAUUCACUGGAAGCUCACUCACUGUUAGGUGGUGAGGGAUUGCUUCCUUUCUAUGCUCUCAUUGAAGGAGGAAGAGAGGGAGAGUUCUUUGGACAGUUGGAAGAGUAUUUCUAUUAUGCACAACUAAGGACGCAAGGAACUGAUUGUAUGAAGACUCGGGUUGCGUCAGCUUCCAUUGCUAUUGAGCAGAUACCUUACGUGAUGAGGGCCAUUGGAUACUAUCCUUCAGAACAUGAAAUUGAUAAUAUGCUAAAUGAAGUGAAGUUUAGCCAGUAUGUUGAUAAAGGUGGCAUUGUCACUGAAAUUGAUCUGGGACAAUUCAUACAGUUGUACAUCAACCACAGACCAGUCUUUGGCUUGCUCCCAUUGGACAUUACCCAGUCGUUCAAGACACUCGGGAAAAGAAGAGGAAAAGAAAAAAAUUGCUCCAUUGAGAGAACAAAACUGCUACAGCUUCUUCAAGAGAAAGGUGAACAUUUUACAGAGUCAGAGCUGGUGGAUUACUUGAUGACACUCGUUAGUACUGGCCAUUAUUUAGAGUCAGAGGCAGACGGAGAUGUAGCACUUGACCCUGCUAAACUGUUACAGCAAAUCCCUGAGUUUGUAACAGCAAAAGACUUUGUAGAAGAAAUGCUAGGGCUGACUGCUACUCACAAUAGCUAAGAGAGAGGACAAAAGAGACAUAUAGAGCUAGAGAUGUCAUUAUUAUUUUACAAUGUUGUUAUAAUGGCCAGAUUAAAUUAUAUUGCCGUAAGGUGUAA
Amphimedon queenslandica is the source of this 4038-nucleotide messenger RNA. RefSeq names its product WD repeat-containing protein 66. The transcript has 26 exons. Gene Ontology annotation, cellular component: motile cilium. The record is from RefSeq and is a predicted model, not a curated record. Gene Ontology annotation, molecular function: protein binding. Bases 50 to 3940 code for a protein of 1296 amino acids. NCBI's taxonomy places the organism in Eukaryota, Metazoa, Porifera, Demospongiae, Haplosclerida, Niphatidae.